AUGGGAGCACCAUCAGAAGAAGAAAAUGCAUCCAAACAUCAUGCCAUGUUGAGCAAUGUGUUGGGAAGUGCCAAUGCUGCAAAAAAGGCCCUUGUCUAUAGUUAUGGAAAAAGCUUUAAUGGGUUUGCAGCCAAGCUAACCGAUGAAGAAGCAUCAAGGUUUUCGGGAAUGGAAGGAGUGGUAUCGGUUAUGGACAAUCAUAGGAUGCAACUUCACACGACGCGAUCAUGGGAUUUUAUGGGUUUCACCCAAGACAAUCUUGGUUCAAGCGAAAGCGAUGUUGUAGUCGCUCUUAUAGACACUGGUAUAUGGCCGGAGUCGGAGAGUUUUAGUGACAAUGAUUUGGGUCCACCUCCGGCUAAAUGGAAAGGAGCUUGUCAAGGAGUAAAUUUUACAUGCAACAAUAAAAUUAUUGGAGGGAGAUAUUACAACAGUGAGAAUUUGUACGAUGUAACCGACUUCAAAUCGCCAAGAGAUUCUCUCGGCCAUGGAACUCACACCGCCUCCACGGCCGCCGGCCGGCAAGUCACCGGAGUCAGUUACUUGAACCUUGCCAAAGGUACCGCCAGAGGCGGUGUUCCUAGAGCAAGAAUCGCCGUUUACAAAGUAUGUUGGUCCUUCGGUUGCGAUUCAGCCGACAUCCUCGCUGCUUUCGACGACGCCAUAGCCGAUGGAGUCGACAUAAUCUCUGUCUCACUCGGUUCCGAUUUCCCCUUCGCAUUUUCCGAAGAUCCGAUCGCGAUCGGUUCUUUCCAUGCCAUGAGAAACGGAAUCCUAACUUCAAACUCCGCCGGGAAUUCGGGGCCUUAUCCGGUAACUGUUUGUAACAUUGCGCCGUGGACGCUUACAGUUGCUGCAAGCACAAUUGAUAGGAAAUUCGUUGCGCAGGCUGCACUUGGAAAUGGUCAAAUCAUCUCUGGAUUGUCUGUAAAUAACUUUGAGUUGAAUGGUACUUCAUUUCCAUUGGUUUGGGGAGGAGAUGCAGCAAACUAUACAGUUGGUUCUAACCCAGAAAUUUCGAGCUUUUGUUUUGAGGGAUCCAUGAAUUCUUUACUAGUUGAAGGAAAGAUUGUUCUAUGCAAUGGUUUAUCAGAUGGGUCUGGAAUUCUGUCUGUUAAUGGACUCGGUACCAUUAUGGUAGACUCCACUUACUCUGAUUUUGCCUUCAAUUACCCAUUGCCAACCACUGUGAUCAGUAAUGAAGACGGUAUCAAAGUCUUGGAUUAUAUAAGAUCAGAAGAGAACCCAACUGCAACUAUUUUGGUUGGGGAGACAUGGAAGGAUGUGAUGGCUCCAAUUGUAGUAUCAUUUUCUUCAAGAGGUCCAAGCGCGAUCAGCCCGGACAUUCUCAAGCCUGACAUUACUGCUCCCGGAGUGGACAUUCUUGCUGCUUGGUCACCUGUUUCACCGCCUUCCAUAUACUAUGCUGACAGCAGGAGCGUGAACUACAAUAUAAUCUCGGGUACAUCAAUGUCUUGCCCUCACGCAAGUGGUGCUGCCGCCUAUGUGAAGGCUGCCCACCCUAACUGGUCUCCUGCUGCCAUCAAGUCUGCUCUCAUGACAACAGCCUAUGUGAUGGACCCAAACAAGCAUCCGGACCUUGAGUUUUCGUAUGGAUCUGGGCACAUAAAUCCACAAGGAGCUGUUGAUCCAGGGCUUGUUUUCGAUGCUUCUGAAACAGAUUAUAUCAACUUCCUCUGCAAACAGGGUUACAAUACAACCACAGUUAGACUCAUCUCAGGUGACAACAGCACAUGUGAGAGCACCAAUCCAGGACGUGGUUGGGACCUAAACUACCCAUCUUUUUCUCUUUAUGUUCAAGAUGGAGAAGUGAUCAAUGGUGUAUUCCCAAGAACUGUCACCAAUGUGGGUCUACCCACUUCGACCUAUAACUGUACCAUUAUCAAUCCUCCUGGCGUGAAAAUCACAAUUGAGCCUUCUACUCUUUCAUUUUCGGCUGUGGGAGAGAAGAAAUCAUUCACGGUGACUGUCUCGGGGCCAACCAUUUCCCAGCAACCUAUUGUAUCUGGGUCCUUAACAUGGUCUGAUGGAUCUCAUUCAAUUAGAGCUCCAUUGGUAGUCUAUAACUAUUUACCUGGUGCUCCUUAUGAUCUUUCUGAUUCUGUUAAGACUUUCAAGAAGCCUACUCGAAAAGGGUCUUCAAUUUAUCAUAAGAAUGGGAUCUUUGGGCGUCGCAAUUGAGCUCUAUGUCAUUUCGAAUCCUUCUUUGGUUGAGCUUUCAGAGCUCUUGUAGUGCUACAGAAAAAAUGGAUCUUGUGUUCAAUUUUCAAUAAAACUAGAUCCUGUUUCAUCUC
This is a messenger RNA of Impatiens glandulifera, 2315 nucleotides long. Its product is annotated as cucumisin-like. Gene Ontology annotation, molecular function: serine-type endopeptidase activity. The record is from RefSeq and is a predicted model, not a curated record. The coding region runs from base 1 to 2202 and encodes 733 amino acids. The transcript has 9 exons. Gene Ontology annotation, biological process: proteolysis. NCBI's taxonomy places the organism in Eukaryota, Viridiplantae, Streptophyta, Magnoliopsida, Ericales, Balsaminaceae.